This is a messenger RNA of Penicillium digitatum Pd1, 1584 nucleotides long. NCBI's taxonomy places the organism in Eukaryota, Fungi, Ascomycota, Eurotiomycetes, Eurotiales, Aspergillaceae. The record is from RefSeq and is a predicted model, not a curated record.
AUGACAUCCCCUCCAUCGCUAGACCCAUUCUCUCCCCCGAUCCCCGUCAGCACCCAUCCCAACCGCGCCUCAGGGUCCAAGUCUCCUGAGCUCGAACGGUCCCUUCCCGACCCCAAUCGCUUAGCGCCCGAGGAUGCGUACUUCGCACCCUCGCUCUUGCGCGCCCGGUUGGCGCCCAGGAACUACGAGGAAAAUCUGCGAUCAUUGAAUGGCGAAAGCAGUGCCCAUAUUGGGUCUGCUGCAGCGUUGCGGAAGAAGUUGGGCGGUGCUGGACGGCGUCGCAAGCGGAAAGGUGCUUGGAAGAAGUUGCUUUGGGUUAAGCAGUCGUGUAUGUCUACGUACGGUCACGGGUUCUAUACAGGGCUUGGGGUUGGUGUUGCAUUGUUACUGACUGUCGUUCUAGAUCCGGAUAACUAUACCGACACGGAAACGUUUCUCGAUCACCUUCAGCGUAAUCCUCGGGUGCGACCGUACGAUUUUUGGCCUCUGGUGGCUGACUCGACUGUGAUCGUCCAGCAUGUGUGCUCGGUGGUUAUCUUCAUUUGCUGUUUCGUUGGCAUUGUCCAAGACCGGGUGAGCCCUGUUUUAAUUGUCUGCUGGGGAAGCGUCGGGACGGCUGUGGGCUGGAUUCUGUGGGAUAGUUGGGUCUGGAAGGAGCAUGAGGAAUCGGUUCAAAGUACAGAUGGAAUCACUGGAGGUGAUGAUGUGUCUAGUUCGACUUCGUUUGCUAGCGCUGCCAAUACCCCCACCGAUGACACACACUGCAACGACGCACAGACGAAUGCUAUUCAUGGCCUUGGGCUGUCCAUGUCUGGAAAUGAGUCAAAAGAACAAUUCGCUUACCGCACUGCGGAUUUCAGCGAAAGUCUCGACACAGUCGAUCAGUUCACAGCGCAAAGUGGUGUACCGCCCGCUCCAGGCAGCUCCAUAAUAGGUGGCAUUGCGGAUCCGUUCAUAUCGAAAGAUACCCACCGCAUUUCCAUGCUAUCACCGCGCAACCGUCAGCGCUUGGCUACUGUCAAGUCAGCCUUCCUUAUUUACUCCUGCCUCCUAGGCCUCAGCCCUAUCUUGAAAUCUCUAACCAAAUCCACCGCCAGUGACUCUAUCUGGGCGAUGAGCUGCUGGCUUUUAAUCAUGAAUAUAUUCUCUUUCGACUAUGGGAGUGGGGAAGGCGCAGGCGCUACCACAAUAUUCCCUGCUUCUUUGUCCACGAACGCAGCUGUGAUGGCCUCAACCGUGCUUGCGUCCCGGCUGCCUUCUACAACCCACGUGUUCAGUCUGAUGCUCUUCUCGAUGGAAGUAUUUGGGUUGUUUCCCAUCUUCCGGCGUCAACUGCGACAGAAGUCCUGGACUGGUCAUGUGCUUCUGACACUGACCCUUGUGGCCGUUGCUGGUGGCGCUGUUGGUGUCACGCUGAGCGGCGGAUGGGCAGCAACCAUCAUUGGAUCUGUCCUAGGAAGCAUUAUAACCGCGUUUGCGAUGGGCGGAUGCAGCUGGUGGCUUAUCAGCUUGCAAAAGUACAAAAACGUUGUGAUCGGCCCCUGGGACCCUGCCCGGCCGAUCAUCCGGCGCCACUGGAACUAA